Messenger RNA from Didymodactylos carnosus, 885 nucleotides. Lineage: Eukaryota; Metazoa; Rotifera; Eurotatoria; Philodinida; Philodinidae. The record is from the annotation of a GenBank genome assembly.
AUGGAUUCAACCGGCAGAGCGACACGGCCUACUUGGAAAAAACUUCUUGCUAAUCAUGCUCCGUUGUUGUUGCCAGCUGCUCAUGAUGCAUUAACAGCAAGAAUUUUGGAGCGAGCUGGUUUCAAAGCCUAUCAGAUCGGUGGUUUUGCUUUAAAUGGUGCACGACAUGCUUAUCCAGAUCUUGAUCUAACGCAUUUUGGAGAAGAACGUCAUGGAUUUUAUGACAUCAUUGCAGCUUCAUCAUUACCCGUAAUGAUUGAUGCUGAUGAUGGCUACGGUGAUGUGAAAAAUGUUACAAGAACAAUUAGGGGAUAUGAAGCUCUCGGUGCAUCAGCGUUAUUUUUUGAAGAUCAGCAAGCGCCAAAACGAUGUGGUCAUCUUGUAGGUAAACAUCUUGUACCUGUUGAAGUCAUGGAGUCAAAAAUUCGUGCAGCACUAUCAGCACGUUCUGAUUCUGAUUUCUUUAUUAUUGCUCGAACAGACGCCAUCGAAGCAUAUGGCGUUGAUGAAGCUCUGUAUCGUGGUGAACGAUACUUGAAAGCGGGUGCCGAUGGAUUGUUUAUCGAAGGUCCAAGGAGUGUAGAAGAAAUUGAACGUAUUGGACAAAAUUUUAAAGGUGCAUCGCUUUGUGUUAAUAUAUUUGAAGGAGGCGGUCGCACACCAUGGGUAUCACCAGAAGAACUACAUAGAAUGGGAUUUUCCAUGAUUCUUUAUCCCACAACAAUUUUAUUUAGUGUCACAUACGCCAUUGAACGAGCUGUUAUGGAUUUGAAAGCUGGUAAACAGUUGUCAUCGGAAAACAGUGUGAAUUUCAAGACAUAUGAAGACAUUGUUGGAUUACCUCAAUGGGAAGAAAUUGAGAAAAAAUUUCAUCAUGAAGAAUAA